Messenger RNA from Clupea harengus (Atlantic herring), 5200 nucleotides. It is a transcript of the gene itgbl1, whose product is annotated as integrin subunit beta like 1. Gene Ontology annotation, biological process: cell adhesion mediated by integrin; integrin-mediated signaling pathway; cell migration. Gene Ontology annotation, cellular component: integrin complex; cell surface; focal adhesion. The record is from RefSeq and is a predicted model, not a curated record. Gene Ontology annotation, molecular function: integrin binding. Lineage: Eukaryota; Metazoa; Chordata; Actinopteri; Clupeiformes; Clupeidae.
GCAGUAGGCCCACAGAAAGAGCAGCGUAGAGACAGAAGUCAUCCGCAGUCCAGUCAUCCUCAAUUUAUACCUCACCAACAACACAGUCAAACAACAGCAGAUAUUUGGAUUCAACCAUCAAUAAAACACAGGCACCCACACCAUUGAUACCUACAUACCUCACCAGUAACACACAGACAUCAACACUAUCAACAUACCUCACCUGUAACACACAGUCAUCCACACCAUCGCCAUACCUCACCAGUAACACACAGUACAUCAUGUGUCACAGUCAUCCACUACAUCAACAUACCUCACCAGUAACAGUCAUCCACAACAUCAACAUACCUCACCAGUAACAGACAAACAUCAACACUAUCAACAUACAGUAUGUCUCACCAAGAAAUUGUAGCCAUACCAUAUUAGCAUAUCAUCUUACCAGCAGCGCAAAGCAACAAAUAGUCAUAACUUGUUUGUACCCUUUGCCGUGAAGCAGAACCUAUUUAUAAAACAAUAUAGUAUAAUAUAGUUGUAUCUCAUCAGGUACAUACAGUUAUACUGCUGUCACACAUCUGCAACUUACAACCAUAUCUUACUGGUUAAACACAUAGCCAACUUCAACAGUAACAAAGUAACAUCUCAGAAGAACAAUCCUCAAACCUGACCUAUGACAUACAGACACUACAUCAAGGAUAGACCUCACUGGGACACUACAUCAAGGACAGACCUCACUGGGACACUACAUCAAGGACAGACCUCACUGGGACACUACAUCAAGGACAGACCUCACUGGGACACUACAUAAAGGACAGACCUCACUGGGACACUACAUCAAGGACAGACCUCACUGGGACACUACAUAAAGGACAGACCUCACUGGGACACUACAUCAAGGACAUACCUCACUGGGACACUACAUCCAGGACAGACCUCACUGGGACACUACAUCAAGGACAGACCUCACAGACACCUAAUAAAGUAUUACCUCACCUCACCGGCCACCUAUAGGCUAGUCUUGAAACCCCUUCUUCACCAGGAACUAACACGUUUGACUAAAAAGACACACUGUCCCAUAGAAUGAUAAACAGCCCUCAACAAUAACACUAUAUUGUAGGAUAAACUCACCUGUAUAUGCACAAUAUGUACUAAAAAGGUUUUUAAAAUACUAAAUCAAUGUAUACCAUUACAGACUGAAACAGAAUGGCAUCUGUUGGCAGGUAUACAAAAGUGCCACCCAGCAAAACCCAGAAUGCCUGAUGUUCAUUAAUAUCCAUCCAUGGGUCCAUCAUAUUUCAUCAAAACUUAAUGCCACUAACAUUCAGGGCCAGUGUUGACACCAUUCAACUUCAUAAUGGCCGUAGUGAAGGAGACAAUGACUGAUGCAGCCUUCAUACAAAGUCAGGGUUGAAAUAUUGUAUUAUAGUUGGAGGCAGUGCUUUCACAGUUUCUAUCUCAACCUCCCUAUACUUGCACAAAGGAAAGCAAAAAGUGAUACUGAAAAGCGUGGUAUAGUCAAAAGCAAUUUGCAGCGUAAUUGCUACACUUAGCAUAUGUUGGUAGGGAUUUGAGGAUGAGUGAAAACAAAAUUACAGGGUGUAAGUGCUAUAAUGUGGGAGUCACUUGCCAGGGACUGCAAUUAGUUUCCCUUUCUGAGAAAGGACAUUUUCCCACAGACAGGAUGCAAUCACCAGGAAUAUUAAUGGUGACUGUGGGUAUCCAUUAGUCUUAGACCAGCUUAUUUGAAUUUGUUCAUAUGCACAAUAGAAAGUCUAUCUAAGAAUCCUCCAGAAGAUGGUCUGAGUUUGAGAAGAAUGCCAGGCAUGUAGGUUACAACUUCAGCGAUAGACUGGACAUGAGUUUAGCUGAAAUCAAUGAUCACUGUCUCACUUUCACUGUUAUUUUUACCAACAGAACAUGAAGUGAAAUUGAUAUGCAACUUACUGAUGGUUUGCUUUAUAUACUGUAGGCACAAGAAGACUUUAGCAAUUUCCUAUGGCCUAUAUAUGUCUGUCUUUGUUAAAGACAAAUUAUACAUGCUUUACUUUGAAAAGAAGUUGGUGAGAAAAUCAGCAGGAAACUUGUAAGUGCCUUUGAGCCUCCAUACCUUCUUAAAACACUUCCAUAUGUCUGCAACUUCUAAGACAGUGAGAUAUUUAUAGGUAUGGUUCCAUGAGAAAAAUGAAUGCAUUUCACUGACUGUUUGACACAACAUAGGAUAUGCUGUAUGUAACUGUGUUUCACUUUGAAUACAUAAAUACAACUUUAAAAGAAAAGAAAAAAAAACAGGAGAAAUACUUGUCACUGAAAAAUCAUGACACUAUCCCAGUUAUAGCUCCAGAAAGCAGCACAAUAUGUGACACUCUGCAAUACUUUAAUAAAACCCUCUUCAAACAACUAAAAUACAUGAACCAAACAUUCUUAUUCUGGAACACAGUCUACAGUGGAAACUGGACAUUUUCAUUAGAAAUGCAUAAGGAUUGUGUACACAGUUCUGUUAAUUCUGUGCAUAUUACGUGUAUUGGUGAUGCUGCACAUUUUAUGGAGAUGCAUUAAAUUCGUUCCAUCUGUCAACAUAAGGAGAUUAUGGAGACUGAAUGCACAGGUGAUUGAUAACAGGAAAUGGAUGGAACACUGAGAUGAAAAAAUGUUUCAAACCGCAGCCUACUGUUACGACAAUACCUGUCCUCUCUACGUCCAUUUAGCAAAUUGCAAGGCACAUCAACGUUUAAUGUUUCACUAUUAUGUUGACAAUACAAACAGACAGUCUAAAUUAAGAUUGGUGACACAGGAUAGCACAGUGUUGUUGAAAGGGGAUGCGACACGUAGGAAACACUUCGUGCUAAGGGAUAUUCGAAACCCUUACGACAUCUGCUUCAGAGAGGUUACUAUGGAAACAGAUGAGAGCAAGGCUGCUGCUAGCUCUAAUUAGAUAACCGUCACCAUGAAAACAUUUUACAGUGCACCAAAAAAUAAAAGGGUAACACGAAUAGGGAGACACCAUGUCUACUCAGAAAAUACGUUUUCUACAAUUGCCGAAAACGCGAUUCAAUGCGUUAAAUGAAACGAACAGGUAAUAAAUUAAAAGGCCUGGGUAACUACCUAUCGCGUACUUCCUGGAGGACACCCAGACGAAUCAAGCACACCAAGGCUCUCAUUCGGCAGGUUGGAGGGGGGUGCAGGCUCUCGUCCGAAGCCUCACAGAGACGCUGCAGGACUCCAGAUGGCCUGAUCUGCAGCGGGAGGGGGGAGUGUGACUGCGGCGUCUGCAUAUGUCAAGUCACUGACCCGGGGAAGUUCUACGGGCCUCGGUGCGACUGCCACGACUGGGUCUGCGCAACAUAUGACGGCAAGACCUGCUCUGGUCAUGGCACCUGUGACUGUGGGAAGUGUGAGUGUGAUGAGGACUGGUUUGGCGAGGCCUGUCAGUACCAGGAGCAGUGCACCCUGUCCAACAGAAAGAGCAAAGACCUGUGCAGAAACCCACAGGGGGUGGUGUGCUCCAACGCAGGCUCCUGUCACUGCGGCAGCUGUGUGUGCCAGGACCCCGACGGCAAGGGCCUGAUCAGCGGGCGCUACUGCGAGUGCGACGACAGCGAGUGCCUGGACGAGGAGUCUGGAGAGGUGUGUGGAGGGCAUGGACAGUGUUACUGUGGAAACUGUUACUGCGCGGCUGGUUGGCAUGGAGACAAAUGUGAAUUCCAGUGCGACAUCACCCCGUGGGAGAGCAAGCGGAGAUGCACAUCACCAGAUGGCAAGAUCUGCAGCAACAGAGGUACCUGUGUGUGCGGCGAGUGCACCUGCUAUGACGUCGACCCGUCAGGCGACUGGGGGGAUAUCCACGGCGACACGUGCGAGUGUGACGAGAGGAGCUGCCAUGCGGUCUACGACAGAUACUCCGACGACUUCUGCUCAGGUCAUGGCCAGUGUAACUGUGGGCGGUGUGACUGCCGAGAGGGCUGGACGGGGAAGAAGUGUGAGCAUCCCCUCUCCUGCUCGCUCUCUGUGGACGCCAGUCAGCGCAAGUGCAAAGGAACCUCCAAACUACCCUGCUUUGGGAGAGGGCAGUGCCUGUGUGGCCAGUGUACCUGUCAACCUCCAGGAGACAGCCGAGUUCAUGGAAAGAACUGCGAGUGUGACGACCGCCAGUGUGAGGACAUAAAUGGGGAGAUCUGUGGGGGCCAGGGCUUCUGCUCCUGCGGCCGCUGCAUCUGUAAUGAUGGAUGGUUCGGCAAGCACUGCCAGUUCCCCCGCACCUGCCUCAUGAGCGACGAGGAGAGCAAGAGCCUGUGCGAGACCGACGACGGAGUCAUGUGCUCCGGAAAAGGGUCCUGCCACUGUGGGAGAUGCAUCUGUUCACCGCAGGAGUGGUACGUGUCUGGGGAGUUCUGUGAAUGUGACGACAGGGAAUGUGAUCAGCACGAUGGAUUAGUCUGCACAGGCAACGGCAUGUGCAACUGUGGGAACUGCGACUGCUGGGACGGAUGGACUGGGAACGCCUGUGAAAUCUGGGUGGGAGAGGAGUACUGACACAGCAGAGGACACUUUUAAAAAAGACUUUUUUUCCUCCUUUUUUUUCCUUUCAUUUUUUUUAUGUUUUCAAUCGAAGACAGAGAUCGGCUGCUGGAUCACCUGACAAAAGAGGGUGUGUGGUUUGUUGAGAAGCAGAGAGAGACCAAAAAGCACUCGAAGACUGGGAUAUAAUGCUUCAUUCAAAUUUCUGCAUAUCACUUGUAUAACAGCAUUCAUUGUACUGGUUACAAAUUAUCUUUAUUAAAACUAUGAUGUUUGUUUGUUUUUGUAUGCAAGAAAAACAACUGUGAGUGCAGAGAGCAGUUUUUUUGUAGACACAUUACUUUGUAAUCCUUUAUAUGUUUUCCAAUACAACUAUAUGUAUGAAAUUGUUUAUAUAGGAAUGCUUACAUAGUCUGGAAAAAAAGCUACACAUAAUAAGAUGCAGAUACAUGAACAGAAACCAAAACAGUGAAAGAAAAAAAAAACAACCACAUGUUUUUAUUAUUUAGGGUUACUGAGUUUGUAGUCUGUGUGCAAUGGUUAUGUACUUCCAUUCAGAUGAUCCGACAAGCUGAUGUUUGAGUUCAAAGUGCUUCCUGAAUGUCACGCUCAGAUGUGUAACCUGCAUCCCAGGCCAGGACUGACGCCUGAGCUGUUUGAUUAUUCUAUUCUCCAUUUCCUUUUUAAUAAUAAAAAACAUCAAAUAUGC